Pectinophora gossypiella (pink bollworm) is the source of this 1291-nucleotide messenger RNA. It is a transcript of the gene Dlc90F, whose product is annotated as dynein light chain Tctex-type. Gene Ontology annotation, molecular function: dynein intermediate chain binding. The coding region runs from base 131 to 481 and encodes 116 amino acids. Lineage: Eukaryota; Metazoa; Arthropoda; Insecta; Lepidoptera; Gelechiidae. Gene Ontology annotation, cellular component: cytoplasm; cytoplasmic dynein complex. The transcript has 3 exons. Gene Ontology annotation, biological process: microtubule-based movement. The record is from RefSeq and is a predicted model, not a curated record.
CCAACAUUACUAUAUCAAACCAAACGUCAACUUGGGACGAGUUUGAUCCAUAGCGUCAAAAAUUUUGUUGUUUUUAUAUCAAACUACUUCUAAAAAUCUCAAUAGGAUCCACGAUUGCUGUUUAUAAAUCAUGGAGGUCAAAGAAUGUAACGACUUGACGGAGGAGAAUCAAUUCAUCGUCGACGAUGUGAGUAAAAUUAUCAAGGAAGCUAUAGAAAAUUCUAUCGGUGGUACUGCUUAUCAACAUAACAAAGUAAAUCAAUGGACCUCUGCUGUUGUGGAGUCAUGUUUGGGUCAACUGACAAAGUUACAGAAGCCUUAUAAAUACAUAGUUACGUGCACAAUAAUGCAGAAGAAUGGGGCAGGCCUGCAUACAGCAUCCUCUUGUUUCUGGGACAACAACACGGAUGGCUCGUGCACGGUGCGUUGGGAGAACAAGACUAUGUACUGCAUCGUAUCUGUCUUUGGUCUGGGUAUCUGAUAUCGUAAAAAGAGACGCCACUCCAGGCGCUAAGUGUAUCAUCACACAACCAGCUAAUAGUAUGGAACUCGCCAGCUGCUAUCAUAACAGUAAUCACUAUGUACGCACUCAGUAUAAUAGAUAUUUUAUUAUUUGACAAAUAAGUUUUUAGUUGUUUUAAUUGUACUAAAAUUGAUGACUUAGUUUUCUUCAAGCUAUUAACUUAAUAACUAUUUAAUUUUGAUAUAGUGAUUAAAAAAAUUCACUGUUGUAAAUGCAGCAUUUUUGCCCUCUAAUGACAAAUAAAAAACAUGCAAAAGUUGUCUAAAAGCUACUUUUGCUUAUAAUUCAUUACUAAGUUAAGGUCUAAAAUGUUUUAAAUAAAUUUUGCCUUAAACUUACCAAAUGGUUUUAUUAAAAUUUUUUACUUUGCAUUUUUGGCAGCAGAAAUCUCACAAGCACCUGGCACUCCUUACAGCAAGUAUUAUAUGCCAUGCAAAGUAACUAGACAUCUCAUGUCAACACGGCACAUUAGUAAGAAAUGUAUGCAUGCUUUUUGUCGUCAUUGAAAUAAAACAUUUCUAUUAAAUAGAUUACAUACAACUGAUACCAAUACUUUGCCUUAAUAUGUUAUAAAACUAAAUAGCUUUGUCACUUGAGGAACACUUGUAGUUCCAUACAAUAAAUUUUCAUGUUUAGCUUGCAAAUUACGAUUCCAGCAAUAAUAAAAUAAUUUGUAUUUCAAUAACAGUCUAUUCAAUUUCUAGUAGUCAUUACUUAAUUUUAAGCAAGUAGGAUAUAUUUUCGUACUCAAUAAAUACAUUCAAAGUC